GCAGCAGCUGCUCCCAGAUCAGACCCCUCAUCCACUCUAUCACGUCCUCUCCAACACCACCACCACCACCGCUCCCCUCUCGCUCCUCCCUAUGCCCUUGUCCUCGGCGGCUCCUCUCACCUCCCUGGCCAGUAUAUGGAUAGAAGCUCCCUGUUUCAGCUCAUACAAGAGCAGCUGGACCCAGAGAACACCGGUUUCAUCGCAGUGGAGAACUUCACCAGUUUGGUGGAGCACCAUGAGCUGCAGCUGGACCCAUCCAAGCUGGACAUGCUGUUAGCCCUCGUCCAGAGCAACGAGGAUGGACAGGUGUGCUACCAGGAGCUCAUCGAGCUGAUGAGCAGCAAGCGCUCCAGCAGUUUCCGCCGGGCCAUCGCCAAUGGCCGCCGCACGCUGCAGAGGGAGAUCCUGCUGGACGAGACGGGGCUGGGCCUGUACAAGCGCUUCGUCCGCUACGUGGCGUACGAGAUCCUGCCCUGCGAGACCGACCGGCGCUGGUACUUCCACCAGAACCGCCUGUGUCCCCCGCCCGUCUUCAUCGCCAUCGUGACCAUCGUCCAGAUCAUCGUCUUCAUGUGCUACGGCAUCAUGCUGAACAAGUGGGUCCUGCAGACCUACCAGCCCGACUUCAUGAAGAGCCCGCUGGUCUACCACCCCGGCCACCGGGCGCAGGUGUGGCGCUUCUUCAGCUACAUGUUCAUGCACGUGGGCUUAGAGCAGCUGGGAUUCAACGCUCUGCUGCAGCUGAUGAUUGGCGUUCCUUUAGAGAUGGUCCACGGCAUCCUACGGAUAAGUCUCCUUUACAUGGCGGGGGUUCUGGCUGGCUCGCUGACAGUGUCCAUCACCGACAUGCGUGCUCCAGUGGUGGGGGGCUCCGGGGGGGUCUACGCUCUGUGCUCAGCACAUCUGGCCAAUGUCGUCAUGAACUGGGCCGGGAUGCGUUGUCCCUACAAGCUGCUCCGCAUGAUCCUGGCAUUAGUUUGCAUGAGUUCAGAGGUGGGCCGUGCCGUCUGGCUGCGCUUCUCGCCGCCGCUGCCCUCCUCGGGGCCGCAGCCCAGCUUCAUGGCGCACCUGUCGGGCGCCGUGGUGGGCAUCAGCAUGGGGCUGCUGAUCCUGCGCAGCUACGAGGAGAGCCUGCAGAAGCAGUGCUCCUGGUGGGUCAUCGUCUUCUCCUUCAUCACCUUCCUCCUCUUCGCCAUCUUCUGGAACAUCUUCGCGUACGAGCUCCUCGGAGUACAGAUCCCCCCGCCCCCCUGA
Messenger RNA from Salarias fasciatus (jewelled blenny), 1254 nucleotides. RefSeq names its product rhomboid, veinlet-like 1 (Drosophila) (gene rhbdl1). NCBI's taxonomy places the organism in Eukaryota, Metazoa, Chordata, Actinopteri, Blenniiformes, Blenniidae. The transcript has 8 exons. The record is from RefSeq and is a predicted model, not a curated record. The coding region runs from base 136 to 1254 and encodes 372 amino acids. Gene Ontology annotation, cellular component: membrane. Gene Ontology annotation, molecular function: serine-type endopeptidase activity.